Helicoverpa zea (corn earworm) is the source of this 1579-nucleotide messenger RNA. RefSeq lists its product as uncharacterized. Lineage: Eukaryota; Metazoa; Arthropoda; Insecta; Lepidoptera; Noctuidae. The record is from RefSeq and is a predicted model, not a curated record. The coding region runs from base 198 to 773 and encodes 191 amino acids. The transcript is spliced from 7 exons.
GCUCUGACUCGCCACUCUUGCGCAGAAUACCGCUCGGCUCGGCCACAAGCGAACGUCCGCCCGGCGACCGGCGCCCGCGCACGCAUCACAUCGACAGUGACAAAAAACAGUGAUCAUAAAAUUAAAUUGAUCGUGCAAAGUGGUACUUCCCAGCAAAGACCGGACCCCUCGCGACAACUCCCAGGGCGAGUAAUGAAAUGGCGCGCUACCAGGUCCUGUGUUUAAUCAUCGUCGCCUCGAUGGAUAUAAGAACAUGUUACGGCGAGAACUCGGCCACGCUGAAGGAACAAGAAAGUACAUUACCGGAGCUCGCGAAGGAGGUAGAGGACAACAGUCGUUACAAAACACUAGAAGCUAACGCAACUGUUCUGAAGCUUUUAGUUGAUGACAAAAAUGGUGUCAGCAGGUCAGAGGUGUUCGACAUGCUUCACUCCAGAGAUGACAAUGAGAAACACAUAGACCUGCCCAGUUUCCCUCAAGACACAGAGGAUGCUCGCGCGGAGGUGUCUUUGAUACCUGAUGCCCAGGCAGAGUUCUUGCAAGUCACUGGCGAGGCAGUUCGUAAAGAUUCCCAGAAGGUGCGGUACUCUGGCAUGCGAGGAGAGCCCAUCGGUGCCGCCGCUGGCAUCAUGGUCGUGGUGACUUGCAGCAUCGUGUGCCUCGCCUACACAGCGCUCAUCGUGUGGAGGAGGAUAUACUUAAAGCGUAAUGGACUCAAGCACGAGCUUCUACGAAAUGAAGAGAAUAUCGCCGAGACCAGAAUAGAACUGUGAAUUUUAUGAAAAGAAGAGCCCUGAACAUUUUACUCGAUUUCCCCGGCUUCCUAGUUUCGGUGGCACAUUUUCUGAGAAGCUUCAAGACUGAAUUACGUUAAAAUUCCGUAGAAUUAAACAUCAUUAGGUAGAUACUAAGUAGGCCUAAUAAAAUAUGUAUAAUUUUGCAUGCAAACAAAUAAUUGUAUUCCUAGAAACUAAAUGUUACAAGAAGUACAGAAGUUAUGUUUAUUUUUGAUAAAACAUGUUAUUGAUAAAAUAUGUAAUUUAUCAUUUCGACGGUGUAUGAUAUAACAUAAUAUCUUUUGGUAUAUUUACACUAGCAAGUCGUGAAUUUCAGUAUCUUUAUUUUUUUAUUGAUGUUGUAAUAACAGACUCCUGAUACUAGUCAUGGCAAACGUUUUUCAGCCGGAAAUUGCAGGAAACAUGUAACUCAUUUGGUCAGACGUAAAUUCUUGCACUAGCAAUUAAGUCGCUUACGUAAAAAUAUUUGAUUGUAUCUCUAUAAAUAUUUAUUCUAUCGUUUGGCAGCUAGUUGUAACGAUAUUACGUAUUUUCUUAUUAUUAUUUACAUGCAUAAUAUGUAAUAAACUUUGUACGUUGCAAGUUAUCAAAUAAACAGUGCCAUAAAUCUUAUUAUUUUGAACAAAACUGUACACUAACUUACAAGUCAUUUUCAGUAAAUGUAAUUUUUCUAGUACUUUUUUAUUGGCAUGUUUAAAUAUUUAUUUAUAUUUUAAAGUCAGAACAUGUCUGUGAUGUUUUUAAUUAAGACAAUUUGGUAAUAAACAUUUUUAAGAUUAUCA